Octodon degus (degu) is the source of this 2150-nucleotide messenger RNA. RefSeq names its product TRAF3 interacting protein 1 (gene Ift54). Bases 69 to 1868 code for a protein of 599 amino acids. Gene Ontology annotation, molecular function: microtubule binding. Gene Ontology annotation, biological process: regulation of microtubule cytoskeleton organization; cilium assembly; intraciliary transport. The record is from RefSeq and is a predicted model, not a curated record. The transcript is spliced from 14 exons. Lineage: Eukaryota; Metazoa; Chordata; Mammalia; Rodentia; Octodontidae. Gene Ontology annotation, cellular component: ciliary basal body; intraciliary transport particle B; axoneme.
GUUGGACAAGUGGGUGUUCAGAGUCCUGGGCGCAGGCCGAAUCUGGCUGCCCCUGAGCACGUUCAGUGAUGAGGCCAUUGAAGCAGCCGCCCCCUGAGCUUGGUGGUGACUUCUGUCUUCCCAAGGUGAUCAGAAUGACUGGUUUCAUGAAGGGACUCUACACGGAUGCCGAGAUGAAGUCCGAUAAUGUCAAGGACAAAGAUGCAAAAAUUAGCUUCCUGCAGAAGGCCAUAGAUGUGGUCGUGAUGGUCUCGGGAGAGCCUCUGCUGGCCAAACCAGCGCGCAUUGUGGCUGGGCAUGAGCCCGAGAGAACAAACGAGCUGCUGCAGAUGAUGGGAAAGUGCUGCCUCAGCAAGCUCUCCAGUGAUGACGCGGUGAAGAAGGUUUUAGCCGGGGAGAAGGGAGACGCGAGAGGAAGGGCCGUGCGGACCUCGAAGUCUCACGAGCUAGACAACAAGAAUGCCAGGGAAGAGGAGUCCAGAAUGCAAAAAGACAAAGAGGAGAGAAGGCACUCUGAAGUAAAAGAGAGGAGUACAAGUAGAGAGGAAAAACAGAAAGAAGAACCGAAGGAGGAGAGCAGACCCCGGGAGAGAGAGAGAGACAAGUUGAAGGCGAAGGAGAAUGACAGAGAGCGGCACAAGGAGCCCUGGAGGGACAAGCACAGAGAAGGGGAGCGAGACAAAGCCAGAGCCCGCGCCCGGCCUGAGAAGGAGCGGGACAGAGACAGAGGCCCCAGGGACCGGGAGGCCGAGCGGGAGAGGAGGAACGAGGGCGGCCGAGAGAGGGACAGGGACCGGGAGCAGGACCGCGACAAGGCGAGGGACCGUGAGCGCCAGCGGGCCAGGGACCCUGACAGGGACAAGAGCCGGGAGCUGGAUCGGCCGGGGAGAAAGCCAGCAGGUUCAGGGGAGAUGUCGAAGAAGCUGUUAGAUGGACCUGUCAAAGACUCCAAAGUGGAAGCAGAGGUGGAGGUUUCCAACAGAGCAUCCAGGUCAUUGGCCUCAAAAACUUCAAAACAGCAAUCUACAAAUUCAGUGGAAGGUGACUCUGCCAGUGAUGCAGAAGGAGAAGCUGGACCUGGGCCUGGGCCUCCUGCCACGGAGAAGUCUGAGGUGGCAGAGAACCUGGAAGUCCCCAGUGAGCGUCCAUCCAGUGCCAGACUCCCUCGGCCGGGCAGUGCAAGGCCAGCGCCUCCCCGGGUCAAGCGACAGGAGAGUGUGGAGGCAUCAGUGAUAGACAGGACAGGAAGUGGUAAAACCGUCUCCAACGUGAUUAGAGAGUCACAGAUUUCCGAUGAUGAGGAGGAUGAGCAUUUUGUGGUCGAAGCUGCUCCUCCGCUUUCCGAAAUGUCAGACGUUGAAAUGGUGCCAGCAGUAGAGCUUGAGGGUGAUGAGAAGCAUGGUGGACUUGUGAAAAAAAUUUUGGAGACGAAGAAAGAUUAUGAGAAGUUGCAGCAGGUGCCCCGACCUGGAGAGAAGGAGAAGUCGCUUGUCUUCGAGUCUGCAUGGAAGAAGGAGAAGGACAUUGUUUGCAAGGAGAUUGAGAAGCUGCGCAUAUCCAUCCAGAGCCUGUGCAGAAGCACGCUGCCCCUGGGGAAGAUCAUGGACUACCUGCAGGAGGAUGUGGAUGCCAUGCAGCAUGAGUUGCAGCUGUGGCAUAGCGAAAACAGGCAGCAUGCGGAGGCGCUGCAGAAGGAGCAGAGCGUCACGGACAGCGCUGUGGAGCCCCUGAUGGCGGAGCUGGCAGAGCUUGAGCAGCAGGUCAGAGACCAGCAAGACAAGAUCUGUGCCGUGAAGGCAAACAUCCUGAGGAACGAGGAGAAGAUUCAGAAAAUGGUGUACAGCAUCAACCUGACGUCGCGGCAGUGAGCACCUGCUGGCCGGUGCCCGCCAGCGUGGACCUGGAGGAGGAUGGGAGGCGGACAGCAGACUGGCUAAGCAUAUUAAAGACCACAUUUGUUUUACCUCCUUCUGCUGGGGUCCUUGCUGGUCCUAGACAGCCCGUCACUCCUUGGCCCCGUCCUGGCCCUGGGCGGUUUCUGCUGCAGCUUGUGUGCCCUGGUCUGCCUUCCCUCCCGGGUAGCAGAGGCCUUUCCUUUGGCUGGAUUAGGCCGCCACACAGCAGCACGAAGCGGAAGAGGACUGCGGGGU